Messenger RNA from Morchella sextelata, 459 nucleotides. RefSeq lists its product as uncharacterized. Lineage: Eukaryota; Fungi; Ascomycota; Pezizomycetes; Pezizales; Morchellaceae. The transcript is spliced from 4 exons. Bases 1 to 459 code for a protein of 152 amino acids. The record is from RefSeq and is a predicted model, not a curated record.
AUGCGUAUGCUCAACGAGCUAGUCCCCAGAGACGCAUACCCGCUACCGCGUCAAGAAGAUAUCUUUGCGAAAAUCAGCGAUAACCGUUGCCGUACAGGUAUCGUAACCCACAGAGGCCACGAGAUGUUUACCCUCUCACCAAUGGGUUACAAACGCUCAGUACAACAUCAGCAAAACCUGAUGGAUAGCGUUGAGAAGCCAACAAAGCCCAGAAUAUCUGGUGCCUCGUCCCGCUCGUCAGGGCGGAUCGACAAUAGAUGGCGGUUACAAAAGGCCGCCUGGUUACGGCGUUCUACCCUCGUUACUAUUGAGGAGUUUCCCGCCUUCGGCAGAAACCUUAAGACGGCACCCUCUGAUCUCGUAUGGAAGCCCCACUUGCAUAUACUCCGAGUGAGGUUUAUUACCAAAAGACAAGAGGUCACUGGUCUUCGAAGUUUCCGCAGUAGCUUUGCGGGGUAG